Molecule: messenger RNA, 1493 nt
Organism: Corylus avellana
Lineage: Eukaryota; Viridiplantae; Streptophyta; Magnoliopsida; Fagales; Betulaceae
Product: UDP-glycosyltransferase 76E2-like
Molecular function (GO): quercetin 3-O-glucosyltransferase activity; quercetin 7-O-glucosyltransferase activity
Source: RefSeq, a predicted model, not a curated record
AACUCUGUGUGUGCGUCUGUGACUGUGAAAGAGAGAAAGAUGGAAAAGCAAGGAAAGAGAUGUCUCCGGCGGGUGGUGCUGGUACCGGCGCCGUUCCAAGGCCACAUAAACCCAAUGCUUCAGUUGGGAAGCAUUCUCCACUCCAAUGGCUUCUCUAUCACUGUCUUUCACGCCCAAUACAACUCCCCAGACCCAUCAAACCACCCAGAUUUCAGCUUUAUUCCCUUGCCAGAUUCCUCAUCUGACCACAACAUCUUAGCUGGCGAGUUAAUAGCUUUUGCAUUGGAGCUUAAUGCCAAAUGCAAAGCUCGUUUCCCAGAAUGCUUGGCUGAUGAAGUGAUGAGGCAACAGGGCUCCGACAUUAAUGGAAUCGCCUGCAUUAUCUACGACGAAUUCAUGUACUUCUCUGAAGAAACAGCAAAGGAUCUCAAUCUCCCAAGCGUCAUCUUACGCACAGCUAGUGCUUCUAGUUUUCUUACCCGUACUGCCCUUAUCAACCUAAAGGCAGAAGGCCACAUUCCCUUCCCAGAAUCUAGGUCGCAGGAUCCAGUUCCGGAGCUUUAUCCACUCAGGUUUAAGGAUCUACCUUUCUCUGUUUUUGGAAAAUUAGAUACGUUUUUGCAACUAAUAAGCAAAGGUUCCAAGAUUGAAACAUCUUCGGCCAUCAUUUAUAAUACAAUUGACUGCCUUGAAAAUUCAUCAUUAGCAAAGAUCCAACAGCAAUGUCAAGUUCCAAUCUUUCCAAUAGGCCCUAUGCAUAGGAUUGCCCUAGCCUCCUCUAGUAGCUUAUUAGAAGAGGACACUAAUUGCUUGGCAUGGCUUGAUAAGCAAAGCUGUAAAUCAGUCAUUUAUGUAAGCUUGGGAAGCGUGGUAUUCAUGGACGUCAAAGAGCUUGUUGAGAUGGCUUGGGGGCUAGCAAAUAGCAAGCAACCUUUUUUGUGGGUGGUUCGGCCAGGCUCAAUUCGUGGUGCAAAAUGGAUUGAACUACUGCCUGAAGGUUUCAAAGAAGAUAUUGGCGAGAGGGGAUACAUUGUGAAAUGGGCACCCCAAAAAGAAGUUCUGGCACAUAGUGCUGUGGGAGGGUUUUUGAGCCAUUGUGGAUGGAAUUCAACGUUGGAGAGCAUUAGCGAAGGAAUUCCAAUGAUAUGCAAACCAUGUUCCGGGGACCAAAGUGCGAAUGCAAGGUAUGUGAGCCAUGUAUGGAGAGUAGGCCUAGAAUUGGAGAGUGAGUUGGAGAGAGGUGAGAUAGAGAGAGUUGUAAGAAGACUUAUGGUGGAUGAAGAGGGGAAGGAGAUGCAAAAGAGGGGAAAGAUUUUGAAGGAGAAAUUUGAACUUUGCAUCAGAGAAGGUGGUUCUUCCAACAAUUUCUUGAAACAACUAAUAGACAUGAUCAUGUCAUUUUAAUUGCAAAGACGCCUUGAUAUAAGAAAGAGAAGGCUAAGAUGCUUUAAAACUGAGAAAAAAUAAUUCAAAGAUGCUUUGAUCAAAAGUUA